AUGGUGCAUCUAAGAUUUACUGGUGCGUCCGAUAGUCGCUCGAGCAAAUCACGAGAGACUAUAGGCGAUGUGAUACAUGGCAAGGCCAUCACUACGAAGUUAUCUCUUCCAAAAAUUCGAACUAUCAUUAAGAAGUUAAAUCCUAGACAGAGGGACUUGGUGAGGGCUUGCGGAUUUGGGACAAUGCUGGAUAUUAAUUGCUCUCAGUUGCCAAGGGAUUUGGGAGUUCGCCUAGCGAUUUGGUUUGAUUGUGACAGUCGAACUGUAAAUGUUCCAAAUGUUGGCAGCUUCGAGAUAAACCCAUUCACAGUCCACCAGAUUCUCGGUAUACCAUUGGGUGGUCGGUUAAUUGACAAGAUAGCAACAAGUGAGGCCAGGAGGGUCAUUGCUGAAGACACCGGAAUACAUUCUACUGGGCCUAGCAUUUCACACCUGAUGAAGUUAUUGUCCAAUGACCUCACUGAUGAAAAGUUCCUUAGAAUCUUCAUGCUCAUUUUACUGUCAACCUUCCUGUGUCCAACCAGUCACUCCUGUGCGAGCCCGGACUACUUCAAUGGCAUUGUUGCCACUGAUGAUAUCGCCAACUAUGACUGGUGCAGCUUUGCAUUAGACUGGUUAGUGGAAAAGAUCGGACAGUUUCAGAUCUCCUUGUCCAAGCCAACCGUGAAAGGUAAAGAGCAGUCUAUCUCUCUUGGAGGAUGCUUGAUGAUUCCUUUGGUAAUGUUCUUUGAUUAUCUCGAUCUAAAAGGAACAAAGAUUCGCAACUGCAUCCCACGGUUACCAGCUUGGGAUGAUAAAGCCAUCAGCGCGUUUGACAAUAUAAAUUUUGCACAACUAAAGUUCAAAGACAUAACUAAAACAUGUUUCAUGGAAAAGCCAUCAUGUAUUCCAUCGUCUCAUUCUUUGCCAAAUGGAGUUGCUCAGUUCAUCGACGGACUUAUCCCAUCUGAUGAUGAUUUCAGGGCAAAGAUGAAGGAGAUGUGCGCCGAAUUUUACAAGACGUCAAUGGAUGCAUGCUUUAAUGCACUACAGCCAGUCCUCGCAAAGCAGAUGUGCACAAUGGUUGAAACUAUUCAGAACCAGGUCAAUAACAGAGCUUCAUCAUCUUCAACACCACCAGUCAAUGAACUGACCUGCAAGGAAUGUAAUUCACAGAAAUGCACAAUGCGGGAUGGUGUAUCCGCCACACCGCUCCAAACAGUUAUAGAUGCAGAGUUUCACAAUCCUUCAGUGGGUCCAGCACUGGGUACGGUAGAGAGCACUGGUGGUGGUGAUAUAUUUCAUUACGACCCAAAUGAUGAAGAUGUGAUAAAUGGCCUGCUGCAAUUAUGCCGCCAUGAAGGAUCUGUUAUGGGGGAUACACCUUUUGGUGCCCUCGUUGCUGACCAACCUGUUGUUGCCAUGUCAAGUGAGCAAGAUUUUGGUACGGAGGAUUCGCCAUCAGCUGCUACUGAAGUUGGGCACCCAGAAAGCAAUCAAAUUUCUGCCGCUGAAUGCUCCAGGGCCUCCAAGAGGCAGAAGUCACAUUGA
Messenger RNA from Triticum turgidum subsp. durum (durum wheat), 1530 nucleotides. The record is from the annotation of a GenBank genome assembly. NCBI's taxonomy places the organism in Eukaryota, Viridiplantae, Streptophyta, Magnoliopsida, Poales, Poaceae.